AUGACAGACACGCCAGUGGAGGAAUCCCUCUUCCAAAUCAUCCACUGCUACCACCAGUAUGCGGCCCGGGAGGGAGACGUGGAGACCCUGUCCCUGGAGGAGUUGAAGGCUCUGCUUAUGGACAACGUACCCCGCUUCAUGGAGAGCCUGGGCCGGAAGGAGCCCUACUACAUCUCAGAGCUGUUCCGGGCUGCAGACAAGAACAAGGACAACCAGAUCUGCUUCGAUGAGUUCCUCUUCAUCCUGGGCCGACUGGUGAGGGACUACCACCUGCACUACCGCCGGCAACACUGCGCUGGCUACUGCGCCCGGCACAGCCUCCACUAG
Suricata suricatta (meerkat) is the source of this 327-nucleotide messenger RNA. RefSeq names its product protein S100-A15A. The transcript has 2 exons. Gene Ontology annotation, cellular component: cytoplasm. NCBI's taxonomy places the organism in Eukaryota, Metazoa, Chordata, Mammalia, Carnivora, Herpestidae. The record is from RefSeq and is a predicted model, not a curated record. The coding region runs from base 1 to 327 and encodes 108 amino acids. Gene Ontology annotation, molecular function: calcium ion binding; transition metal ion binding.